UUACUACUACCUGAACCAGUCGGACACGUACCAGGUGGAGGGCACGGACGACCGCAGCGACUUCCACGAGACCAUGAACGCCAUGCAGGUCAUCGGCAUCCGCGGUGAGGACCAGCAGCUGGUGCUGCAGAUUGUGGCGGGGAUCCUCCACCUGGGAAACAUCAGCUUUCGGGAGGAAGGCAACUACGCUCGGGUGGAGAAUGCUGACUGUGAGUAAUCGACUCCCCCUGCUUCAGGGGGGCAAGUGGGGAUGCUCGCAGAGACCCUUGGCAAUGAAUUGCAAACCCGAAAAACGGCCACAAGCGGGGCCGGCCGCUCCGAGUCCAUCACCGUCACCCUCAACGUGGAGCAGGCGGCUUACACCCGGGACGCCCUGGCCAAGGGGCUCUACGCGCGCGUCUUUGACUUUCUCGUGGAGUCUAUCAACCGGGCUAUGCAGAAGCCAUAUGAGGAGUACAGCAUCGGGGUGCUGGACAUCUACGGCUUUGAAAUAUUCCAGAAAAAUGGUUUUGAGCAAUUCUGCAUUAACUUUGUGAACGAGAAGCUGCAACAGAUCUUCAUAGAGCUGACCCUGAAGGCAGAGCAGGAGGAAUACGUGCAGGAGGGGAUCAAGUGGACCCAGAUCCAGUAUUUCAACAACAAGGUGGUGUGCGACCUGAUAGAGAACAAGCUGGUGAGUGGGGUCCUCUCCUCAGGGGGAGGCUUUCUCGGGGAGCCGAGGCACCCAGGGAAGGGGGUCUCCUACGACGUGAACGGCUUCUGCGAGCGCAACCGGGACGUGCUCUUCACCGACUUGAUCGAGCUCAUGCAGAGCAGCGAAUACGGUUUCAUCCGGAUGCUUUUCCCAGAAAAGCUUGAUUCUGACAAAAAGGGACGACCGACCACCGCGGGCUCCAAAAUCAAGAAACAGGCUAACGACCUGGUGAACACGCUAAUGAAGUGCACGCCACACUACAUCCGCUGCAUCAAGCCCAACGAGACCAAGAAACCCCGGGACUGGGAGGAGAGCAGGGUGAAGCACCAAGUCGAGUACCUGGGGCUGAAGGAGAACAUCCGGGUGCGCCGGGCAGGUUUCGCCUACCGCCGCCUCUUCCCCAAAUUCCUGCAACGGUGAGCGACCAUCGGGAUGGGGGAUGGCGGGUCCCUGCAACCUGGCCCCGAGCAUCGCUUCGGGCAACGCUGGGGAGGGUUUGGGGUGCCGACGUGCGGAGGAAGCGAUGCAGCACUGGGGGGGCCCUGGCCAGCCGGGCUCAGCACCCCCUGCCCCCCCCAGCUCUUUCUCCUCGAAGAGAUGCGGGAGAGGAAAUUCGACGGCUUUGCCCGGGUGAUCCAGAAGGCCUGGCGCCGGCACGUCGCCAUCCGGAAGUAUGAGCAGAUGCGAGAGGAGGCCUCCAACAUCCUCUACAACUUCAAAGAGCGGAGGAGGAACAGCAUUAACAGGAAUUUUGUGGGCGAUUACCUGGGCAUGGAGGAGCGGCCGGAGCUGCGCCAGUUCCUGGCCAAGAGGGAGCGGAUAGACUUUGCCGACUCCAUCACUAAGUACGACCGGAGGUUCAAGCCCAUCAAGCGGGACUUCAUCCUCACCCCCAAGUACUUCUACCUGAUCGGGCGGGAGAAGGUGAAGAAAGGUCCUGAGAAGGGGCAGAUCAAGGAGGUGCUCAAGAAGAAGGUGGAGCUCCAGGCGGUGAGCGGUGUCUCGCUGAG
This is a messenger RNA of Fulmarus glacialis (Northern fulmar), 1704 nucleotides long. Its product is annotated as unconventional myosin-If-like. Gene Ontology annotation, molecular function: actin filament binding; microfilament motor activity; ATP binding. The annotation marks the transcript as partial. NCBI's taxonomy places the organism in Eukaryota, Metazoa, Chordata, Aves, Procellariiformes, Procellariidae. Gene Ontology annotation, biological process: actin filament organization; vesicle transport along actin filament. The record is from RefSeq and is a predicted model, not a curated record. The transcript is spliced from 13 exons. Gene Ontology annotation, cellular component: myosin complex; vesicle; actin cytoskeleton.